Erythranthe guttata (spotted monkey flower) is the source of this 2247-nucleotide messenger RNA. RefSeq names its product pyrophosphate--fructose 6-phosphate 1-phosphotransferase subunit alpha. Lineage: Eukaryota; Viridiplantae; Streptophyta; Magnoliopsida; Lamiales; Phrymaceae. Gene Ontology annotation, cellular component: cytosol. Gene Ontology annotation, biological process: glycolytic process; response to glucose; photosynthesis. The record is from RefSeq and is a predicted model, not a curated record. Gene Ontology annotation, molecular function: ATP binding; diphosphate-fructose-6-phosphate 1-phosphotransferase activity; 6-phosphofructokinase activity.
AGGGAAAAAGAAAUUAACUAGUGAAAGAGGAAACUAAAAGGAAAAAAGCGGCGAAAUAGUUGGUGAGUGUGUGUUUAUUAUCACAGAGGAGAGUACAGAGUUCAGAAUCGCAGGGACUGAGCAGAUGGAUUCUGAUUACGGAAUUGCAAGAGAACUUUCUGAUCUGCAAAAGCUUCGAUCUCAUUACCAACCCGAACUCCCUCCCUGCCUUCAGGGAACCACAGUUCGUGUGCAUUUUGGUGAUGCUACUGCAGCUGCAGAUCCCACAGGCGCCCACACCAUAAGCAGAUCUUUUCCUCUCACUUACGGCCAACCUUUAGCACACUUCCUGAGGUCAACCGCUAAGGUUCCUGAUGCUCAAAUAAUUACCGAGCAUGCUGCGGUUAGGGUAGGAGUAGUUUUCUGUGGUAGACAAUCUCCUGGAGGACAUAAUGUUAUUUGGGGUCUUCAUGAAGCUUUAAAAGUCCACAACCCCAAAAGUGUUUUGCUUGGAUUUUUGGGUGGUUCUGAUGGUUUAUUUGCACAGAAAACUUUAGAGGUUACUGAUGAAGUUCUUGCAACCUACAAAAAUCAAGGGGGUUAUGAUUUACUGGGACGGACAAAAGAUCAAAUUAGAACAAUUGAGCAAGUAAAUGCAGCACUUAAUGCAUGCACAGCCUUGAAGCUUGAUGCACUCGUCAUUAUUGGAGGUGUGACAUCAAACACAGACGCUGCCCAACUUGCAGAAACAUUUGCGGAAAGAAAAUGCCCAACUAAGGUGGUUGGUAUUCCCGUUACUUUAAAUGGAGAUCUAAGAAACCAAUUUGUUGAGACAAAUGUGGGUUUUGACACAAUAUGCAAGGUUAAUUCCCAGUUGAUUAGCAAUGUCUGCACUGAUGCACUAUCGGCAGAGAAGUAUUAUUAUUUUAUCCGACUCAUGGGGAGGAAGGCAUCUCAUGUUGCAUUGGAGUGCACUCUCCAGUCUCAUCCCAAUAUGGUCAUUCUUGCCGAAGAGGUGGCUGCAUCGAAACUUACAAUUUUUGACAUCACAAAUCAAAUAUGUGAUGCAGUUCAAGCUAGGGCUGAACAAGAUAAAUACCAUGGGGUCAUUCUUCUGCCAGAAGGACUCAUAGAAAGUUUCCCUGAAGUUUUUGCUCUGUUGCAGGAAAUUCAUGCUUUGCUCAGACAAGGUGUCUCUGCUGAUAACAUUUCUGCCCAACUGUCACCUUGGGCAUCUGCAUUGUUCGAGUUCCUGCCUCCAUUUAUAAGAAAACAGCUCCUUCUUCAUCCAGAAUCCGAUGACUCUGCGCAGCUAUCGCAGAUUGAAACAGAAAAGCUCUUAGCUCAUCUUGUUGAAGCAGAAAUGAACAAGCGAACGAAAGAAGGAACCUACAAGGGAAAGAAAUUCAAUGCAAUUUGCCAUUUCUUCGGUUAUCAAGCUCGGGGAUCAUUGCCAUCAAAAUUUGAUUGUGACUAUGCCUACGUGCUUGGUCAUAUUGGCUAUCACAUAAUUGCUGCUGGUUUGAACGGUUAUAUGGCAACAUUAACCAACUUGAAGAAUCCUGUGAACAAGUGGCGAUGUGCUGCUGCUCCUAUAACAGCUAUGAUGACUGUUAAACGCUAUGGCCGUGGUCAUGGAGCUUCAAUCCUUGGAAAACCAGCUUUACAUCCAGCAACUGUUGAUCUGAAAGGCAAAUCCUACGAGUUAUUACGACAAAAUUCGACCAAGUUUUUGAUGGACGACGUAUAUAGAAACCCAGGACCACUUCAGUACGACGGUCCUGGUGCAGAUGCCAAGGCAGUAACUCUCUGUGUUGAGGAUCAGGAUUAUAUGGGCCGCAUCAAACUACUUCAGGAACACCUAGACAAGGUGCGUUCUAUAGUGAAACCAGGGUGUUCGCAAGAUGUUCUGAAAGCCGCAUUGUCGGCCAUGGCUUCUGUGACCGAGAUUCUCUCUGUUAUGUCUGCAGCUUCUGGUGGGAGUACUCCCUUCUAGAACACUUCUUUGCUUAUUUAUAUUUUUCUGAUAUUUCUGCUGCAGUUAAAACUAACUUCUCUAAAGUUUGUGUGAGGGUUCAGAAAUGGUGACAGACCCAGUUUUGGUUUCUUCAUGAUUUGCACUUUUGUUAAAUUUAUUAUAUUUAUUAUAUAAUAAUGUUUUAACAUGAGAAUAAUGUUUGGUUGGAAUUGGAAUUGGAAUUGGAAUCCAGCACUUCGUUAGGUACAUUUUUUUGGUCACCAUCCGGCUUAAAUAAAGACAUAUUUCAA